AUGGGAUUUCUUGGAAUGCAAAAUGGAUAUGGUUAUCAUUCAUUUUUUGAAAAUGAAUAUAUUUUUGUGACACAUAUGGCAUUACUAAUUGUUUCUAUUCAAUCUGGUUACAAUACCAAAUCUCUUGCAACAAGAAUUAUAGCAAAGUUGCCUAGCAAAGUCAAAACUAUAUAUAAUUGA
Messenger RNA from Acaulospora morrowiae, 180 nucleotides. NCBI's taxonomy places the organism in Eukaryota, Fungi, Glomeromycota, Glomeromycetes, Diversisporales, Acaulosporaceae. The record is from the annotation of a GenBank genome assembly.